AUGUCCAACGUUGGUUUACAAGUUAGGAAAGCAGUUCCGACCAUUGAUCCGGUCGUCCAGGAUUAUGCUGUUGGCUAUGUGCAACACGUAUCCAACAACACAGAGGAUUCCGUGACUGCCCAGCAAACUGAUGUAGGGAAGGAGCUCGGGUUCAUCGAAGAGUUACUUCUAGAUGCUGGUGGAAAAGAAGGUGAUGUUCAGAAAUUGAUUUCUGCACUUACAGAGGAGCUUUCAAAGAAGCUCAAGGACAAUAUGGCUAAAUUGGAGAUCACAGGUGACAGAUCCAAGAGGCUAUUGGAUGUGAAUGUUUUGCAGAAGAACACCAAAAGGGACAUUAACUCUUCCUUGGCUCUCCUUGGAAGCUCUAGAGAUAUCACUCAUGCUGGAAGACAAAUUGAGAGUAAGGUUGAUGUGAAGAAGUUGGAGAAACAAGAAAGAAAGAUCGCUAAGAAGGUGGCCAAGAGAAACAACAAGUUUGUCAAGUACGAGGCUUCGAAGUUAUUGAACGAGCAAAAGAAGGAGGACUACGAUUCGUUCUUCUUGGAGAUUAACCCACUUGACUUUGGCUCCAGUGCUGGUAAGUCGAAGGACAUCAAGGUGGACAACUUUGACUUGUACGUUGGUGAUGGCCAGCGUAUUCUUAGUGAUACUUCCCUUACUUUGGCAUAUGGCCGCAGAUACGGUCUUGUUGGUCAAAACGGUAUUGGUAAGUCCACGUUGUUGCGUGCCUUGUCAAGAAGAGAAUUGAAUAUCCCCAAGCAUAUUACCAUUUUGCAUGUGGAGCAGGAAAUCAGAGGUGAUGAUACCCCAGCGUUGCAGACUGUUCUCGACGCUGAUGUCUGGAGAAAGUCCUUAUUGCAAGAGGAGGCUAAAAUUAAUGAGAGAAUCGAGGAGAUUGAAAAGCUCAGAUCUGAGUUCGAAGAGGGUUCUAACGAACAGACCAAGUUGGAUAAUGAGAGAGGUGACUUGGACAAGCAUUUGCUGGAGGUCAAUGAAAAGCUUAUGGAGAUGGACUCCGACAAGGCCGAGAGUCGAGCCGCUUCGAUCUUGUAUGGUCUUGGUUUCACCAAGGAGAGUCAACUGAUGCCAUCUAAAUCCUUCUCUGGUGGUUGGAGAAUGAGAUUGUCGCUUGCUAGAGCGUUAUUCUGUGAGCCUGACUUGUUAUUGCUAGAUGAACCAUCGAAUAUGUUGGAUGUUCCAUCCAUUACAUACUUGGCAAAAUACUUGCAAACAUACGAGGGUACCGUGUUGGUUGUUUCGCACGAUAGAGCGUUCUUGAACGAAGUGGCCACCGACAUUAUCCACCAACAUUCCGAAAGACUCGACUACUACCGUGGUUCUAACUUUGACUCCUUCUACAGCACAAGAGAAGAGAGAAUCAAAAACCAGCGUCGUGAGUACGAGAACCAAAUGGCUUACAGACAGCACUUGCAGACGUUUAUCGACAAGUUUAGAUACAACGCAGCCAAGUCGUCGGAGGCCCAGUCGCGUAUCAAGAAGUUGGAGAAGUUGCCAGUGCUUGAACCACCUGAGGACGAUAAAGUCAUCACAUUCAAGUUCCCAGAUCCCGAUUCGAUCUCUCCACCCAUCUUGCAAAUUCAGGAUGUCACAUUUGGCUACUCGCCCGAUAAGAUCCUCAUGAAGGAUGUCAACCUUGAUGUGCAGAUGAACUCGAGAAUUGCCUUCUGUGGUGGUAACGGUACCGGUAAGACUACGCUUUUGAAAAUGCUUUUGGGCCUGCUUAGACCACUCUCUGGUUACAUCAAUUCCAACGGCCGUUUGAGAAUUGGCUACUUUGCACAGCACCACGUCGAUGCCAUGGAUCUCACACUUUCGGCUGUGUCUUGGAUGUCGCAAACUUACCCAGGUAAAUCCGACGAGGAGUACAGAAGACACUUGGGCUCCUUCGGUAUCACCGGCUCGCUCGGUCUUCAGAAGAUGCAGCUCUUGUCUGGUGGUCAGAAAUCGAGAGUUGCAUUUGCCGCUCUUUGUUUGAACCAGCCCCACGUGCUCAUUUUGGAUGAGCCUUCUAAUCACUUGGAUACCCAGGGUUUGGAUGCUUUGGCGGACGCCUUGAUCAACUUCAAGGGUGGUGUGCUUAUGGUUUCGCACGAUGUUUCUACUAUUGAAAGAGUGUGCAACGAGAUUUGGGUCAGUGAGGAUGGCACAGUCAAGAAGUUCCCAGGUAACAUCCACGACUACAGAAAGCAUAUUCUCAAAUUGGCCGACGCCUCCGGUGUUGUCAAGCAGCACUAG
Messenger RNA from Candidozyma duobushaemuli, 2256 nucleotides. RefSeq names its product putative AAA family ATPase (gene GCN20). The record is from RefSeq and is a predicted model, not a curated record. Gene Ontology annotation, molecular function: ATP binding; ATP hydrolysis activity. The coding region runs from base 1 to 2256 and encodes 751 amino acids. NCBI's taxonomy places the organism in Eukaryota, Fungi, Ascomycota, Pichiomycetes, Serinales, Metschnikowiaceae. The transcript has a single exon.